AUGAUGUCAUACCUCAAAGUUAUGAUCAUAUGGAACAUUCUUUGCUUAUCCCUGGUGGUCCUUUCACUGUCCUUGAUUCCAGAAGUGUCUUCUCAAGAUGUAUCGAGCUGUACAGGGAGAUGUGGGGCAGGGUACUCUAGAGAGCAUGACUGCCAGUGUGAUUUUAACUGUCACCACUACAUGGAGUGCUGCCCUGACUUCAGGAAAGUCUGCACAGUGGCCGCCUCCUGCGAGGGACGCUGCUUCGAGGCCUUCGAGAGGGGAAGGGAGUGCGACUGCGAUGCCGACUGCGAGCGAUACGGCAAAUGCUGCCCGGACUACGCCAAGCACUGUAAAGAGGCACACACGGAAAAGCCAACCCCGGAGACUCCUCCGGAUAACAAAUCAACAUCUAAAAGGUCCUCCACAGAUGAGGAAGAGCCACCAGAGGUAGCUGUGGAAGAUCCUGAAAUCCAAGUGACAACUCCUGUUCCAACUACAGAACCUGCAGAGACAACCCCUGGAGCCACAGAAGCACCAACUACCACGGAAGACAGUCCCACAACCCCAAAGGUAGAGGAUACAACCCCUGACGCCACAGAGGAACCAGCGACCGAAGCCGAACCUCCCACUCCGGAGACGGCAGAAGAUGUGACCCCUGAUGCCACCGAGGAACCGGUGACGGAAGAGGACCCUACUGACCUGCCCUCAACACAAGAUCCAACCCCAGACCCCACCGAGGCACAAGCAACUGAGACCGAGCCUCCCAGCACCCCCACACCAGAGGAGACAACCCCAGAGGAGCCAACAACCCCUGCACCAGAGGAGACAACCCCAGAGGAACCAACAACCCCAACACCAGAGGAGACAACCCCAGAGGAACCAACAACCCCUGCACCAGAGGAACCAACAACCCCAACACCAGAGGAGACAACCCCAGAGGAACCAACAACCCCUGCACCAGAGGAGACAACCCCAGAGGAUCCAACAACCCCUGCACCAGAGGAGACAACUCCAGAGGAACCAACAACCCCAACACCAGAGGAGACAACCCCAGAGGAGCCAACAACCCCUGCACCAGAGGAGACAACCCCAGAGGAGCCAACAACCCCUGCACCAGAGGAGACAACUCCAGAGGAACCAACAACCCCAACACCAGAGGAGACAACACCAGAGGAGCCAACAACCCCCGCACCAGAGGAAACAACUCCAGAGGAACCAACAACCCCCACACCAGAGGAGACAACCCCAGAGGAGCCAACAACCCCUGCACCAGAGGAGACAACCCCAGAGGAGCCAACAACCCCUGCACCAGAGGAGACAACCCCAGAGGAGCCAACAACACCCACACCUGAAGAGACAACUCCAGAGGAACCAACAACCCCCGCACCAGAGGAGACAACCCCAGAGGAACCAACAACACCCACACCUGAAGAGACAACUCCAGAGGAACCAACAACCCCAACACCAGAGGAGACAACCCCAGAGGAACCAACAACACCCACACCUGAAGAGACAACUCCAGAGGAGCCAACAACACCCAUACCAGAAGAGAAAACACCAGAGGAAGUGACAACUCCUAAACCAGAGGAGACAACUCCAGAGGAGCCAACAACCCCUGCACCAGAGGAGACAACCCCAGAGGAGCCAACAACCCCUGCACCAGAGGAGACAACCCCAGAGGAACCAACAACCCCUGCACCAGAGGAGACAACCCCAGAGGAGCCAACAACCCCCACACCAGAGGAGACAACUCCAGAGGAACCAACAACACCCACACCAGAGGAGACAACAACCCCCACACCUGAAGAGACAACCCCAGAGGAGCCAACAACACCCACACCAGAAGAGACAACACCAGAGGAAGUGACAACUCCUAAACCAGAGGAGACAACUCCAGAGGAACCAACAACCCCUGCACCAGAGGAGACAACCCCAGAGGAGCCAACAACCCCUGCUCCAGAGGAGACAACUCCAGAGGAGGUGACAACCCCUGCACCAGAGGAGACAACCCCAGAGGAGCCAACAACCCCCACACCAGAGGAGACAACUCCAGAGGAGCCAACAACCCCCACACCAGAAGAGACAACCCCAGAGGAGCCAACAACACCCACACCAGAAGAGACAACACCAGAGGAAGUGACAACUCCUAAACCAGAGGAGACAACUCCAGAGGAAGUGACAACUCCUAAACCAGAGGAGACAACUCCAGAGGAACCAAAAACCCCAACACCAGAGGAGACAACCACAGAGGAGCCAACAACACCCACACCAGAGGAGACAACUCCAGAGGAGCCAACAACCCCCACACCAGAAGAGACAACCCCAGAGGAGCCAACAACACCCACACCAGAAGAGACAACACCAGAGGAAGUGACAACUCCUAAACCAGAGGAGACAACUCCAGAGGAACCAACAACCCCCACACCUGAAGAGACAACCCCAGAGGAGCCAACAACCCCUGCACCAGAGGAGACAACUACAGAGGAACCAACAACACCCACACCAGAGGAGACAACUCCAGAGGAGCCAACAACCCCCACACCAGAUGAACCGACAACCCCUAAACCAGAAGAGACAACUCCCGAGGAGGUGACUACCCCUAAACCAGAAGAGACAACGCCAGAGGAGGUGACAACCCCUAAACCAGAAGAGACAACACCAGAGGAGCCAACAACCCCUAAACCAGAAGAGACAACACCAGAGGAGGUGACAACUCCUAAACCAGAGGAAACAACUCCAGAGGAGCCGACAACCCCUAAACCAGAGGAGACAACUCCAGAGGAGGUGACAACUCCUAAACCAGAGGAGACAACUCCAGAGGAGCCGACAACCCCUAAACCAGAGGAGACAACUCCAGAGGAGGUGACAACUCCUAAACCAGAGGAGACAACGCCAGAGGAGGUGACAACUCCUAAACCAGAGGAAACAACUCCAGAGGAGCCAACAACCCCUAAACCAGAGGAGACAACUCCAGAGGAGCCAACAACCCCCAAACCAGAGGAGACAACUCCAGAGGAGCCAACAACCCCUAAACCAGAGGAGACAACUCCAGAGGAGGAGACAACGCCAGAGGAGGUGACAACUCCUAAACCAGAAGAGACAACCACAGAGGAGCCAACAACAAAGGCAGACUCUCCCACCACCCCUAAAGCAGAGGAUGCUGACUCUCCGACCGCCCCUGCAGACCCUGAGGCCAAUACCCCUGCCAGUAAAGCCACAGCUUCUCCAGGAAAUGCUGCAACCACCACAGUUGGGGAGGACUCCACCACACUUGUGGCAGGCACAAUGCUUUCAGAUACCACAAUGGUGGACAUGGAGACAACAACACCCAAGAAAGACAGAACUACUCUGCUUAAAGACAUUUUCACAGCUGCAACUGGGAAAGACACAGUUACUGUAGCUAUGGUGACAACAGCUAAACCAGGGGAUUCUCCUAAAGGUAUGGAUGACAUUCCAAACACAACUCCCAUGGGCAAGCAACCUGUCACUGCAGAAGCUGAAUCAGAAACAUCUUCUACAGACACCAAGACUGCAACAACAGCAGCCACAGCACCCUUCCCCAGUCCCACUGUGCUGGUAACAACCAUCAAAGAUUCAACUCCUCAACCCAAUGAGGCUGUAACACCAAAUGAAAAAGAGACAACUACAGACACUGAGCAGGUUGGGCCAGCAGCAGACAAAGAGAGCCCAGCUGCUACUUGUGUUAUUGUGGAGAUGACAACAGCUGAUAAAAAAGAGGUAACAACCAUCAAAGAAACAGACACCACACCUGAAAAAGAAAUGGAAGAUGUCACUGAAAAGGCCCCUGGUAUUUCCAAAGAAGAUGUAACUACAGUUACCAAAGAAACCACAACAAGGGAUAAGAAAGACACAAUAGAAGAAAUGUAUCUUGUGUCUAAUGGGACAUCCAAGCCAACAAUACAUUUCCAGGAGGUCACUGAGGCCAGAGAAGAACCUCACCCAACUGAACCUGAAACUCUGCCAGUGAAAGAAGAGCCAGAGAUAAACAAGCCUUUAAUACAAGUCGGGGACCUGCCAAUGUUCCCUGGAGAAACACAAAGUAACAAGAACGACGAGAAGGACCUGUGCAGCGGCAAGCCAGCGGACGGCAUGGUAGCCCUGCCCAAUGGCACCCUGGCUGUCUUCCGAGGUCACUAUUACUGGCUGCUGAACGGCCGGACCCCGCCGACCACCAAUCCCCGCCGGAUCACCGACGGCUGGGGCAUCCCCUCGCCCAUCGACUCCGUCUUCUCCAGGUGCAACUGCGAUGGGAAAACCUUCUUCAUCAAGGGUCCCCUGUACUGGCGCUUCACUAACGGUGUUAUGGAUCCAGGCUAUCCCAAACCUCUUGCAACUGGAUUUGCAGGGUUAAGUGGGAGAAUUGUAGCAACCCUCCCUGUGGCAAGAUACAACAGCAGACCAGAAUCUGUUUAUUUUAUCAAAAGAGAUGGAAACAUGCAGCAGUACGUGUACAGACAAGAACCAGCCAAGAAGUGUCAAAGAAGAGCCCAGGUCACCAUCCGCUACCCUGCCUUUGUGCCCAGGGUCGUGAUCCGGCGGCGCUUCCAGCGUGCUGUGCGAGUGCCAACCGUCAUCCGCACCGUCAGGAUCAACCCCCACUCCUCUGGUGUUCUGCGCAAGGAAAUCCAAAUGACAACGUACUGGAGAGGGCUCCCCAAAGUCAUCCACUCAACUCUCUCCGUGCCCAACCAGAACAAGCCCGAUGGCUACGAUUACUAUGCCUUCUCUUACAAUCGGUACUACAGUUUGGAUGUUGGCAAAAGAAUAGCACGACCUGUUACUGCUCUCACAGGAAAGACUGUCUCCAAAGACUGGUACAACUGUCCCAGCAAGUGA
Molecule: messenger RNA, 4839 nt
Organism: Catharus ustulatus (Swainson's thrush)
Lineage: Eukaryota; Metazoa; Chordata; Aves; Passeriformes; Turdidae
Gene: PRG4
Product: proteoglycan 4
Exons: 15
Coding region: 1-4839 (1612 amino acids)
Biological process (GO): immune response
Molecular function (GO): polysaccharide binding; scavenger receptor activity
Source: RefSeq, a predicted model, not a curated record